Dioscorea cayenensis subsp. rotundata (Guinea yam) is the source of this 1259-nucleotide messenger RNA. Its product is annotated as protein DMR6-LIKE OXYGENASE 2-like. The transcript is spliced from 4 exons. The coding region runs from base 16 to 1215 and encodes 399 amino acids. Lineage: Eukaryota; Viridiplantae; Streptophyta; Magnoliopsida; Dioscoreales; Dioscoreaceae. The record is from RefSeq and is a predicted model, not a curated record.
CAUUUUCCACUGUUAAUGUACCCUUUCUUUCUCUAUAAAUACAACCUUUCUCCCUAUCCUUUUGCGUCCAUCCACUUCCCUCUCAAUCUCUCUUAUCUCUUUCUCUUCUCUAAGUUAAUUGUAAUGGAGUUGGUAGUAGAGGAAACUUGCAUAGAGGAGAAGUCACUAGAGAACAUUAGCACUAUGAAAGGAGUGAGACAUCUUUGUGAGAGUGGCAUCACUAAGGUCCCAAAAAAAUAUAUCUUUCCACUCCUUGAUAGGCCUAGUGUCCUUCAACAAGGAGAUAAGAAAUUGCCAGUCAUUGACCUUGCCCUCUUGCAAGCCCCUCAAAGCCAUUUCCAAAUGCUUGAGUCCUUGAAGAAUGCUUGUGAAAACCAUGGCUUCUUCAGGGUUGUGAAUCAUGGAGUGGAAAGUGAAGUGAUAAGGAGAAUGAUGGAUGUGGGGAAGAGAUUCUUUGAGCUCCCAUUUGAGGAGAUAAUGAGGUACAUGUCCACUGACAUAAGAUCUCCAGUUAGGUGUGGGACAAGCUUUAACCAGAACAAGGAUGGUGUCUUUUGUUGGAGGGACUUCUUGAAGCUCAAUUGCUUCCCUUUGUCUACUCAUCUUCCUCAUUGGCCAUCUUCUCCUUUGGACUUGAGGGAAGGGGCAAGUGAAUAUGCAAAACAAACCCAGACUUUGUUCCUAAUUCUCAUGGAAGCAAUUCUCAAGUCUAUGCAGUUAGACACUAGUGUUAUGAGAGAAUUCCGUGAAGGUACACAAAUGAUGGUUGUGAAUUGCUAUCCUAGUUGCCCGGAGCCUGACUUGACCCUUGGAAUGCCACCACACUCUGAUUAUGGUUUUCUGACACUUCUUUUACAAGAUGAUGUUGAAGGCCUCCAAGUUCAACACAAAGGGGAGUGGCUCACUAUUGAGCCAAUCCCUAAUUCAUUCAUUGUCAAUGUUGGUGAUCAUCUUGAGAUAUAUAGCAAUGGGAGGUACAAAAGUGUUUUACAUCGGGUGUUAGUGAACUCAACAAGAUCGAGAGUCUCAAUAGCUUCCCUGCAUAGUCUACCCUUCGAAAGGGUCAUCGGUCCUUCACCAGAACUCAUCACUAGAGAAACUCCAAGGCUCUACAAGGACACUGAUUUCACAACUUUCCUUCACUAUAUGGAAAUAUCUGAUCCUACAAAUAAAACUUUCAUAACUUCGAGGAAGCUCAACUUAGCAAACAAUUAAUAAAAUCACCCCAAAAGAGAUAUUUUUUUGUAAUCUUGACAAAA